Molecule: messenger RNA, 375 nt
Organism: Racocetra persica
Lineage: Eukaryota; Fungi; Glomeromycota; Glomeromycetes; Diversisporales; Gigasporaceae
Source: the annotation of a GenBank genome assembly
AUGGAAGACAAUUACAAAGGAGAAAUUGCUCCCGAUGGAAAAUUUACUUGUUUUAUUUCUCGUAAGAUUUUAGAUUACGCAACAGAGUGUGGUUUGGAUUUUGCAGCCACUCCUCGUGCUCCACGCAUUUUGAUUUCUAACGAAGAAUUUAAGAAAGCUUAUUUGCUUGCCACCAAAGCCCAAGCAACUGCUCAAAAGGAGGAUAUUUUUCGUUGUUAUUUUUUGCACUAUGAAUUUUACACAUCCCAAGCGUUAGCAUUAGAAUUUGCGGCUAAUGAACACAAUGAGGGAAUAUUGGUUUCUAACGAUGCUUAUCAACAAGCACUUGUAGAAGGAGGCAAAAAUAAAAAUGAAUAUAUAAAAAGACAUAAAUAA